GGCUGGUAUACGAAACUCAACUGAACGCCUCGUAUUUGUAUGUCCUUACUCAAGGUUAGAAAUUUCCAAUAAAUGACUGACUGUGUGGGAAUAUCCAUAAAGUAAGUUACUGAUCUCGAUGCAUUAUUGAUCUAGCAAGUUGUCACUUGUUAAGGUGGUGCACCACCUAGAUUACCAUUUAUAUCCUUGCACACCAACGGCUUUCACAUUCUUAAAAAUCAAAAAGAUACUCGCAGCCUUCGUACUGGCUGAAAAAGUGGCGGUAAGUAUUGGGACUAGAUAGCGGCGGUAAGUAUAUCUUCUGUCUGGUGCAUUGAUUAGUUUUCUUUUUCAGCUUAUCAGGAACUACCUGAUCAUCAGGAUGGACCCUCCCUAUGACUUCCAUAGAGUUGUGAGCAAAGACUCAUUAGCCUGGGAAGAGAUUUAUGACAAGUAUGGAAUCGAGCGUCCUCCUUGGCUCACUUUUCCAAACCAGCCAGAAUUGUUUCGAGUCAACGGCACUACAACACUGGGAGAGUUUUGGGAUAUAGACUGCAGUGGGACCUAUCUACCACACACCUUGGAACCAGCGAAGUUUUUUGGUAUCAAGGAGAGCCACGUGCGCAAGACCAUCGACACUCCAGGAACGUUACGAUAUCACCUUGAGCAUACCCAUUGCGACAGGGAGGACUACAAGGGCAGGAUCGACGUGGGUUUUUUGGUAACAUGACAUACCUAUACCAACUAAUAUCAUGCUGUUAAAACGAAAGCAAGUGCUAUGAUUGCUGUUCAUAUUAUCAGCAUAUGCCGUAGUGAGUAGAAAGUGCAGGAAUUGGAUUCAAGUUUAUCCUUGUAUGUUGUUCCUAUUAUGUCAGAUAAGAACUACUAGGUAGCAGCACUCGCUUCUGGACUUAUUGCAUCUGUCUUCUCCUUCAAGAGUUUGCGCCUUGUGUCGCAUUUUUGAAAACUAUUUUUACUGAAUCUAUCAUAUGAACAUCACGCCAGACCUUCGAGCAAGCACGAAGGACGCUGCAAAAAGUGAACAAGGACAUCGCGAAUCUGGAGUUGCGGUGCUAUCCUCAAAAACCGUACGAAGAGAUCCGUGCAGAGUUAUCGGAACUCCCGAAGCGGUACACUCCAGAAUCGUGGCCUGAAGAUAAAGUGCGGGAAUAUCUUUGGGAGGUGCUUUUAAAUCAAGAAAGAGGUGAUGGGUGCCCGGAUAUGUAAAUCAUCAAGUCUCUAUCAUUAGCCCAAGACUGUGAGUCGUUGAGGAUCCUACAACAGCCUGCGUUUUGUUUCAGUUUUGAAAUAACUACAAAUUUAGCAUUUUAUUUACUUCAUCUAUCUUCCUUAAAGUGUGUAGCCUCUUGCAUUCGACUUCACUAAACCUAUUACUUUCCAGUUGAAGACGCCCACUAGCUGCCGGUCGAAAGAUAUUCGAGCUCUUCUGGGCGAAAAGAAUUGGAAGAAGGUUGGGUUUACUCUGAUGACAAACCUCGACGACGACGCUGAAGAGGUAGCGCUUCUCCCUUGCCAUUCUUGAAGCUUACUUUCAUUGACCACAUCGCGGCCAUUUUUUUCCUCCCGAUUGUAUAUUAGUACUCAUUAUCUCCUUUCUCUUACCAAGCCCAGGCUAUAUUAUCUUUCUAUUGCUGCACAGGUCUUAAACAAGUAUCGCCGAAACAACGACACUAAGGGAGACUCUAUCAUGGAGAAGUGUAGCGCAAUUAUCAACGAAAUGAAUAAAAACGAAGAUACCGGUAUUGUCGAGCGCGCCAAGCCUGACGAAGAGGAAGAGAACACUUUCAGCGUCACCGUUGGCGAUGUACUAACUUAUACAUCUAUAGAGGAGCUUUUCUUGUCUAGAAUCUUGCUUUCAGUGUCUCUGAGUGUUGCGUGACUUACUACCUCGUCUUGUUGGAAGUUUAUCAACUCUCACACUGUUAUGCGUAGAAAGUAUCAAAUUUUUGAAGUGUUGUGACGUCGAUGUUGGUUGAUUGGUUUCUUUGAAUCAUGUUCAACAACGAUACACUCUAACCGGGAAAGGGCAUUUAUAUCAUGAAUGUACUGAGAGGCCAACGCUUCUUCAAUACUAUAGUAGAGCCUGACUAUUACACUGCAACUGUUUAAAAGAUUAUAGCGCUCCAAUUUUUUCAAAAGUUAUGACUUUAAAACUAAAUCUAACAUGUUCUCUUCAAUAAUUUUGGACCCUUCUUAUUGUUAGUCCUUUUAUCUUCAUUAAGGUACUGCGUCGUAUUGCUUCAGUUGAUGAAGAAACAGCCGCAGCACUUGAAGAACCUGCUCUGCUGGGCGAUGGUUAUUUUGGUCCCAAAGUGCAACAGGACAAGGCUUUCCAGUCUAGUCCGGUGCAUUUCGAAGAUAAGGAAUUGGAGGAAAGGGGUAUUCUUUUUGGUCCUCCACUUCUUGAUGGUGGCGAAACAUCCAGUGAAGAACAAAUGAGCAAGGAGAUGGCGACUAGUAAAACGAUGGCGAAGUCUAUGAAAAUGGCAGUAAUGAAGAGAAACAAGAAGAAGAACAUCAACAACAGCUCUCCUCUUGUUGGAAGCAAUCCGGAGGAUGAAAAUAGUUUGUCUCCUCCGAAGAAGAUGGGAAAGAAGCAGCGAGGACCUAAUAAGCCAUCUGAUAAGAAUGCGCCUUCUCCUAGAAAACAAGAAAAGCAAGUCAUCUAUCACGACGACAAAGGCAAUGCCUGCUAUACAUCUUCUCUGAAGGAUAAAUGGUUCCCAUCUACUGCAAGGCCUGCUAUGCCGAUGAAAUCCGCGACGAAAAUGUGGACAGGGAUUCAGAACUUGAUUCAGGAGGAGGAGAAAGAGCAUCUUCUUUCUGGAAGUGGCAGCGUUACAGGUUACAAGCCCUUGAAUUUUAGCAAGAAGUGCAGAUACGUUCUUCGUGAUGCUUGGGAGAUGUUCGGGGCGCAGUACAUGCGGAAAGAGGAGAUCUUGGAGAAGGAGAAACUCUUACAAACUGAGGUUAGCCUACUAGUUGAUCCAGAUCUCCGUCGCCACCAAGUGCGUGAGCACGCGCUUCAGCAGUUCCGGACUAAUCACGAUCUUCGUCGCACUCUGCAGGAAACGCUUGACUUUGAAACAGUUCGCAACAAGUUUCAACUACAUCUAAGAGUACUAGUGUGGGAGUCUGAAGUAAUUGGUGCGUGGAGAAAGUACAAGUCACAGCUGACCUUUGAAGACGUCGUCUCGAACCGAAGGCGUGACGAGGUUGCUGACAUGAUGAAGAAAAAUAGUAGCUUCCUCUUCCAUGACUUCAUGGCGCGGCAUGGCAGCAACAUCGCAGAGGAGGCGGGACUGCAGCCGAAAUUGUCGACACUAGAGGAGGCCGAAGAGAUUGCAGAAGACCUGAUAAAACAACUAGAGCUGUAUGAUCAAGAUGAUGAGGCGGAGAAGAACAGGAAGUACGCAGCGAAGCACUACGGUGUCGAAAGUGAUGACCGAGUUGUAGGCCUAGAUGACACACACCGCCGAAAUGAUGACGAUGAUCUGAUCACUAGUCCUCUACGCCAUGGCGGGUCAGGAUUGCCUGACAAGGACAUCAACAAAGACAAGCACAAAAAACGAAUCAUCAAGUACUGCAAGGAGCAUGGAUGGAAGAGCGGCGCCAUCCCACAGCGCCUCGUUCAGGAGGCUGAGGAGUACUAUGGUGUUGUUGCUUCUGAUAAUACAUCUGGCAGCGAGGGUGUGGGAGGAGGCUUCGACAUGAAGGGGGGUUGGACCUCGGAUGAGGAUAACAUCUGGCUGGGGGAAGGAGAUAGUUCUGAUGAUGAAAGUGAAGACGAUAAUGAAGCUGAUGCUGAAAGUGCAGACGAUGACGCAUAUGAUGGCCGCGCGAUAGUUGCUGCAUUCCGUGAACGCUACAGCGAGAACGAUUUUCGUCAAGCACUUGUUCAAAACCACGCGUCGACGUCGCAUAGUAGUAACAUGCAGGCGCCUAGUUCUUCAUCUUCGUCUUCUUCGUCGUCGUGUCCGAAUGCUUUUAGAACAGGAACAAAGAGCGCAACAGCUUCAAAAAACACACUUCCAAGAACUUCAUCGAAAUCCUCUUCAAGCUCAGCUUCCUCAAGUUCUUCUUCCUCAACCUCGUCGCGUUUUGUUUUGGGUGCCGCAAGUGCUUUCCGUUCUAAUUGAAGAUCGCUGGCAAAACGAACGAGUGUGCUAUACAAGGUAGUAUGCUUCGACAGGUUUACUGAUGCUAGAAAACUUGGUGCUGAAUGAGGUUCCUGAAGCAUUUGCAACUCCUCGCCAACCAGUGAAAAACUCACCAUUUGUUUACCAUUAAAGUUAAAAAAACAGUAUGUUGUAGAGAUGACCACUCAACUUGAUGCAAUAACUGCAGGCGCCGGGAAAGAAAAGUAGCCGUGCGCGUUUGACCGACUAUCUUGAAGAGAACAAGGCUCCGCAAUCUGGGGUCCGGACUGGGUUUCUUUCAUGUUGUUGGUUGUGCAUCUUGAUUGUCCAGGUAAGACUUAUGUUGAUUAUUUCCAUGACUAAUGCAUAGUGCUUAAUUACGAAUAUGAAUUACCUCGCUUUUUGUUCUGAGUUGGGCCAUUGUUAUCGCUAUGAAUGAAAGGCUCCACGUCGCUUGUCAUGUAAAGCUAAGGAUGCUGGCGUGUGCUCCUCAAGUUGAUUGUUGUGUAGGAAGAACAUAGUAGCAUAAAAUGAGUCGCGACGCUUGUGAGUGAAAAGCUAAUGGCUUUGCCUUGGCUACGUCUACAUGUACGGGCGCGAUGGAUAUUUAUACUUGAUUAUGUUUCAGUAUGCGCAUGAAGUCAUGGUGGUUGCGCGGGGCCAGCUCUUCAGAUCAAUGUAUCAAGUCUUAAAUUGUCGACGACUUCCUUAAUUAUGAAAUAAGGUUUAGCGAAACUGUCGCGCGUCUAUUCUAUUUUUUGUAAUGAAAAUGAUUAAUAGAGGUAGGAAAUUGAUUGAUAGAGGUGUAUUAUUGUUUAAGGUAGUAGGAAAGUUUAGAGCUUCUCAUGGAUUCACGCUUUCAGUUCCGGUUGUUACUAGGUCUUUGCUGUAGUCAAGUAUUAAACAAUGCAUCCACAUGGUACGAAAUAAAUUACUCAUGUCUUAGGGAGGGCUCUGCGAUCUUCUCCCGCUACUGUUUUAAAAUUUUGCUUGCGUAUUACUUAAGUUACACAUCGCGAGUAGAAGUAGCUUGGUAAAGCAGAUCUAUUCUUUCAUAGAGAUUCGACAUCAGAAUACGAGGAUAGAGCAACAGUUUUUGAGUUCAAUGAAUGCCAUGCCUUGUAUAUCCUAGGUAGCAGCCAUGAACUUUAUAGGAGUCUACGACAUACGAGCAUGAUCCUGCUUCUUUUCAAAUCAAGCAGGUACUAGUAGACUAGUAAUACUAGGAGAUCCAGUAGCACUAGUAGCACACUGAACAUACUCGGCCUAUUUUUGUACUGAGAUGAAUAGAUAUAUAACAAGCACGAACGAUCAAGGAGCACUAUCUUCGUCCCCAGGACACAUCGUUAGACUUUCUUGAGAAGGACUAUUUUUUUUGAGCCAUGAUAAGAUAUGGGACGAAAGUAAGAGGGGGCCAUACAGUGAGUCACUGACUACAUCUUGAAUUUCACGGCGCUUGGGCCUCUGAUAUUCCUGAACAGAGCCAUUGUCUUUUUUGCAAAAAUGAACUAAGUGCGACAUGGGUUUCUCUGAUAAAACAGGAAUUAAAACCUGCU
This is a messenger RNA of Amoebophrya sp. A25, 5695 nucleotides long. NCBI's taxonomy places the organism in Eukaryota, Dinophyceae, Syndiniales, Amoebophryaceae. The record is from the annotation of a GenBank genome assembly.